Podarcis lilfordi (Lilford's wall lizard) is the source of this 6347-nucleotide messenger RNA. Lineage: Eukaryota; Metazoa; Chordata; Lepidosauria; Squamata; Lacertidae. The record is from the annotation of a GenBank genome assembly.
AUGAGGCUCUGGAGGACUUUGACAAUCCUGAUCUGGGGGCUGCUUCCAGGUAAGGAACAGAGAAAGGUGGUCAUUGUGAAGCAAGACUCCAUAAAGGGACAUGAGCUGUGUAUGGCAAUAAAAGGUGGGAUCAGAGGCAGGGGAAGGCAUGGAUUCCCUGCAGCUCCAGUCUAUGGCACGCUGCCAUAGUUGAAGGACGCUAUUGCCAGAUUCCUUAGGAAGAGAGUUUGUGGAAGUACAGUGGUACCUCGGGUUACAGACGCUUCAGGUUACAGACGCUUCAGGCUACAGACUCCGCUAACCCAGAAAUAGUACCUCGGGUUAAGAACUUUGCUUCAGAAUGAGAACAGAAAUUGUGUGGCAGUGGUGUAUCAGUAGCGGGAGGCCCCAUUAGCUAAAGUGGUACCUCAGGUUAAGAACAGUUUCAGGUUAAGGACGGACUUCCGGAACGAAUUAAGUACUUAACCCGAGGUACCACUGUAAUGUGUAAUGUGCCUGAAGAUUUGCCCCACUACUUACUGGUUUGCCCAAUCUAUGAGGACUUAAGAGCAAAUAUUCAAAUAUUUAAAUAUUUAAACUUCUCAGUUGAGAGAUGGAUUAGGUACCUUGUUGACUUUUAACUUAUUCCCUUACAGUGGUGUCUCGGGUUACAUACGCUUCAGGUUAUAGACGCUUCAGGUUAUAGACUCCGCUAACCCAGAAAUAAUGCUUCAGGUUAAGAACUUUGCUUCAGGAUGAGAACAGAAAUCGGGCUCUGGCGGUGCGGCAGCAGCAGGAGGCCCCAUUAGCUAAAGUGGUGCUUCAGGUUAAGAACAGUUUCAGGUUAAGUACGGACCUCCGGAACGAAUUAAGUACUUAACCCGAGGUACCACUGUAUUCACUUUUAUUAGGGUCCAUGCUUCCACAGAUGUGACCAGCUUUCACCUCUCCUAUGGGCACCCCCCCACACACACACACACCCUAAAGUGUGCGACAGUGUUGGUGCUUUGUUUCCCACCCCCAGAUUGUUGCUGUUUGUGUCCCUGGGUGUUCAGCGGCCAUUUCAUACGGAUGUGCUUUGCCACCUUUUCUCACUUUGGAGAGUCACCCCCCCCCGCCCACAUCCCUGCCAGAGCUGUCAGUCCUGCAGCAGGAGGUCCAGAGUGCCUUUCCCCAGAGUGCUGUGCGCAAACUCACCUUCCAUGCCCAUCUUUCAGGGCUCUCGCUCCAACUUUAAGUGCACCUGGCUUGGCUUGGCCAGGUGCAGGGGGCAGCUGGUGACUGUGCCAGGACUGGAUUCCAUUGAAUCCUACACUGCACAUCCUAGCAGAUCUAGCCAUAGGAUUUCCCCCAAAGUGAUUAAGCUGUAUCAGCAGCAUCUCUGUAUCUGCCUACUAUGCCUUAGCUGUCACCUCCACGUUAUGCUUUCUGAAAUAUACUUAGAGUCGAGAGUGGAUUUCAUGCUCUUUAUUCAGCUCAUAGUGGUAAGGAGGAAUGGAAGUUCCCCCAGAAUGUCUGAUUUAUAUACAUUAUUUACAUAAUGGGCCCCACGUGAUUGGCUAAUUCCGGGAUUCUCCUUUAGGCCAGUAAGGUUGUGGAUUCACUUCCAACUGGUGCUGGAUUGGGUGGCUCCUGUGGACCAAUCAGACUGCUGCAUUCUGAAUCCUAUUAUUCUAGGACCAAUCAGACUGAUGCAUUCUGAAUCCUAUUGUUCUAGGACCAAUCAGACUGCUGCCUUUUGGAUCCUAUUCAACUCAGUACAUAACACUUUAUAAUUUUCUUUAUGGCUGUAUGGUAUACAGGCAAUAAGCAAUUUAUGCGCAACAAUUGCGCCCAAUUUGGACCCAAAUCGCAGCUACACAGAAGUGGCUGGAAAUGGGGUGGUAUGGAUGGUGGAGCAGGAUGGAGCAAGCUGAUGAAUGCCCUACCAUCGUGCAUGAUUACCUGGAACGCAAAAAUCGGUGGUUGCCUGUACUUUAAUAAUAAUUAAAAAGCUUUUUCAAUGAACGUCCUGGGUGCCUGCUGAUGGCAGUCCUGGCUUCCAGUGACAGGAAUGGAUUCAAGGGAAUACUCCCAAAAUUAUCCUUCAGAGGGUGUGCAACCCCAUGGAGAACUGGUUGAACACAACCUGUUCCAUCUGAGCAACAACAUUAUUAACACUGUCUCUUUUCUUCCAUGCAUCCUCAAUGCCAAGGCCACAGUUCUCAUCCGGACACAGGGAUGUGUAAUUUUAUAUUUUUCUGCUAUACGAGAGGGAUACUAGUUGGAGAGGUGGUGCCUCAUUCCAGGUUCAUUCUGUUUUCCAGGUUGCAUGUCUGUUCUGAUUGGUCCUGAAGUACUGGGUGGAUUUCUAGGCAAGUCGCUUUCUGUGAUGUGCAGAUAUGAAUAUUGGUAUCAGACAUAUAAAAAAUAUUGGUGCAAAGGAAGCUCAUGGAACAGGUGUAGUGUCGUUGUUCAGACUACAGGAUCUGAGGAAGAAGUGAAAGCUGGCAGAAUGUCUAUCAAGGACAAUCAUACUGAUUUGGAAUUCACAGUCAGAAUGGAGAGCCUCACACAACAAGAUGCUGGGAUUUACUGGUGUGGCAUAAAGAAAAGAGGCUAUGAUCCUGGAUUCCGUAUACAUAUUACUGUUCUCCCAGGUGAGUCCUGUUUCCAAGCUCUACAGGGAAAUCGAAAGCCAAAUACAGCUAAAAAGGGAAGAAAACAUCAGAGAGGGAAUAAGCGUGACUGGGUGAUGCUGUGGGUUAAACCACAGAGCCUAGGACUUGCCGAUCAGAAGGUCGGCGGUUCGAAUCCCUGUGAUGGGGUGAGCUCCCAUUGCUCGGUCCCUGCUCCUGCCAACCUAGCAGUUCGAAAGCACGUCAAAGUGCAAGUAGAUCAAUAGGUACCGCUCUGGCGGGAAGGUAAACGGUGUUUCUGUGCGCUGCUCUGGUUCGCCAGAAGCGGCUUAGUCAUGCUCGCCACAUGACCCGGAAGCUGUACGCCGGCUCCCUUGGCCAAUAAAGCGAGAUGAGCGCCGCAACCCCAGAGUCGGCCACGACUGGACCUAAUGGUCAGGGGUCCCUUUACCUUUACCUUAUACACAUUAACCCAAACGGGGCUUACUCCCAGGUAAGUAUACAAAGACUUGCAAAGAUAAGGAGAGGUGCUACUUCUAUACUUUAAAAAAGUAUACUUCUAUACUUUAAAAAAAUAGAUAGGAAGUGAAUAUUUUGAUAUUUUUUCUCUUUCCAAAAGGAAAUAUUGCCCGUUAAGCAGGUAAAUAAUAGUCAAUGAAACAAGGCUUGCUUUUUGUGGCUUCAUGAUGCAGAUGUAAAAUUGACAUUAGGGAAACCUAUGUUUGCAGAGUUGUCUCCUGCUACAGAUUCCCCUGCCAGCACGGUUGCCUGAAUGGACUGGGAUAGAGUUCAAAAUCCCAAAGGACAUACCUGCAAUGCAGCAGACCCUCAGGUUGACUUUGCAGUAGCCCCAUAUUAGCACAUGAGGAAACCCAUGACAGGUUUUGGAUUUCUCCCAUCCCAAGUAAAAGUGUCGACUUGGGAGGAGGUGCUUGGAGGUAGGGAAACAGAUCUCCCACUUGAAUUACCUGCCCAAGAAGUUGUUUCAUGUCACUGGUUUGUUCUAAGGGUGCCUCUGAACCCAACUAUGGGGUUUCGUACAGGGCCAGCCUGAGGUGAGGCCAUCACCUCAGGCGCCAGAUCCAGGCCUGAGGAACUCACUGCCUCCACUACUAUUGCACCCUCCCUGCCCAUGCUAUGCUCGCAUUGCUGCCACAGCAUCCUCACCACACCCGGGAUAGGGGUGCAGCUGAGGCAUCAUGGCAGGGGCCCGGAUCUGGAAAGAGUGGUGGUUGGAGGGGGGGAGGCAAUGAGGCUUUUUGUCUCAAGUGGCAAGACACCCUGGACUGGCCCUGCUUGCCAUGGAUUGAGGCAACUGGAAAGUCCAAACCAAAUAUAUUUAAAAGACAAAACUGAACUAAACUGUGUGAUCCCAACAAACCUCAUAAAAUCUCUGUCGCACUGCAGCAGACAUUUUGUUUCUCCUGAGGUGUGCUUCAUCACUAGCCUCUCACACAUAUGUUCUCACCUUCUUGUUUUUGUUCAACAACAUUGGUUCAGCUGUGUACUUUCUUUACAACAAGUGUGGGUUGAACAUACCCAGAACACCCCGUGCCUUGCAGCACACCCGCAUUGCACACCCCACAAGCACCCCAAAUUCUUCUUCUUUGGCGAUCACUUGUAGCUGAGUAAGAUUGUCUUCCAAAAACAUGGUUUUAACAGUGAGUCCGUAAGUGACUGUGGAGGCCAAUUCUAGAUCCACAUGUCCUUCCACAGUGGGGACAAAGGUUUCUGGGCAGGAGUUGAUCACGGUGAGGGUUUCCUCUUAGCACAUUUCUCCCUUUUGUCCUGAGUUUGAGCAUCUUCAAAGCCUAUGACACCUUUGGUAAAGGCUGUUCUCCAACUGGAGCGCUCGCAGGCCAGUGUUUCCCAGUUGUCGGUGUUUAUACAGUGGUGCCUCGCAAGACGAAAUUAAUCCGUUCCGCGAGUCUCUUCGUCUUGCGGUUUUUUUGUCUUGCGAAGCACGGCUAUUAGCGGCUUAGCGGCUUAGCGGCUAUUAGCGGCUUAGCGGCUAUUAACGGCUUAGCGGCUAUUAACGGCUUAGCGGCUUUAAGAAAAAGGAAACAAACUCGCAAGAACUCGCAAGACGUUUCGUCUUGCGAAGCAAGCCCAUAGGGAAAUUCGUCUUGCGGAACGACUCAAAAAACGGAAAACUCUUUCGUCUAGCGAGUUUUUCAUCUUGCGAGGCAUUCGUCUUGCGGGGCACCACUGUACUACAUUUUUUAAGAUUUGCCUUGAGAGAGUCUUUAAACCUCUUUUGUUGACCACCAGCAUUAAGUUUUCUAUUUUUAAGUUCAGAAUAGAGAAGUUGCUUUGGAAGAUGAUCAUCAGGCAUCCACACAACAUGACCAGUGCAACAAAGCUGAUGUUGAAGAAUCAUUGCUUUGACACUGGUGAUCUUUGCUUCUUCCAGUACAAGAUACAUAUCACCAGAAGCAGAGCUGAGGCCAUGAGCAGCCAAAAAACACAAACAUACCGUUCCAAACACCACAGAACAAGCCCACAGGGAUGCUGGUCGCAGGAAUGACUCCAGAGACAGACAUCAGAUACUGCUUCCACCACCUCUCCCAUGUUCCUAGGUGUUGUGGGGCUGUUUGGGGGGCUGCAGGAGAGCUGAGUGUGCUCAGGACCAUCAGGUCUAGGUGGAUCCAGAUGGGCCUGGCCAAUGCCCUGCCGUGGGCUGCAUAAACUUCUGUGGCAAAUUUCUUAAAAACAGAUCACAGCUUGUUUACUGAAGCUGCCCUCGUGCAUUUGGGAGCAUGAACUUAUUUGCCAGUUCUCUCUUCACAUUUUCUGUAGUUCUCAGUCUCUUCAGUGUCUCUUCCACAACUGCUGCUGAUACUGUCCAUUUCUCACCCUCUCUACUAACCUCCUCAGAUCCAGAAGAAACAACAGCAAUUAGCAGCCAGACAGACCUUGAUCCCUCCCUAAACACUACUGACAACGCGUAAGUCUUGAGAUUCCCUCUGUGUAAACACGUGAGAUCAUUGAUCUGUGGGCUCAGCAACCUCUAAAAGCUUUUAAGGUCUCUCUUUCUCCCCUUUGCCCUGCAAGUACAACCCACCUCCGGGCGAGCGAUAUCUCUGAAACUAACCUCCCGUGGUUGAGAUGUCAAAUGCAAUGGGAACAAGGGUUUAAUCUACAUACAUAUUAAAAAACGCUGUGAAAAUGCUUUUUAAAAACAACAACAACAUUUUGAAAAAUAAAUUGAAUUUUGCAUAGCUUACUCUCGCCAUCUAGUGUCACAUUUGUAUAUGGCAAAUUACAACACAUUAAAACGUUUUAUUUGCAGCUGUAUAGCUGAGUCCAGGAUCUCUUUAAAAAUUCAUUGCCAAAUGGAAAAAUGAGCUGUGAGAUGGAGUGCUAAGUGCAUUGGCUGGCAGACUCUGUAUGGUGCCAUUACCAAAGGUAAGGCCAGCAAGGCCUGCUGUCUGCUAUUGGCAUGCUGUGUCUGCCAGCAGUAACACCUGGCAACCCAUCUCAUUGGCUGGCACAGGCAUCAUGGCUCGGACAUUCAAGUGAUGAGUACCAGAACUUUCCCCAUCAGAUGGACAGGGAAUAAUAAUAAUAAUAAUAAUAAUAAUAAUAAUUCUGUUUCUUUGAUGCAGGCACCUGAUUUAUGUGCUUUUCACCUUGAAAACCCUUAUCCUCCUGGGUCUGGGCAUUGCAAUUAUCUGGAUGCAUAGAAGACAAUCAGAAGAGAUCUUCAGCUGCCAUGUGGCAAGAAAAUGCUGGACAGCAAUCCCAUAG